Messenger RNA from Priapulus caudatus, 2002 nucleotides. RefSeq names its product transmembrane protein 180-like. The coding region runs from base 277 to 1758 and encodes 493 amino acids. The transcript has 7 exons. The record is from RefSeq and is a predicted model, not a curated record. Lineage: Eukaryota; Metazoa; Priapulida; Priapulimorpha; Priapulimorphida; Priapulidae.
GCCGCCUAGCCGCUAUCGCUAAAAAUGUCUACACUGGGACGCCAUUGCUGGGUCAUGUCACGUGCGCGAAUAUGAUAAGUGGGUACAUGUCAUCAAAUCGCCGCGAGUCGUUGAAUGACUGCUGUCUGUCGUAAAUAUCAGAUGCAGGAUGUGGCAUGUUGGCUGCAUUGAACCUGGAUCAAGAGAGAUUCCAAUGCCUUGUUGCUGGCUGAUGACAAGUUUUUUUUUUAAAGAGCAGCUUUUCGUUUGAGCCUAAACCGAGUUACUCAUGCGAUCAUGUUUACAAGAAAAGUAGAUUUGGCUUAUGGCAGCAUUGCAUUGUUCACCACCAUCGUCCACAAUGUUUUCCUGCUCUACCAUGUUGAGACAUUCUUAUCCAUAUAUAAAAUUGAUAAAUUCUCCUUCUGGGUUGGAGAAAUCAUUUUUCUUCUGUGGAAUUCGAUCAACGACCCUUUAUUGGGCUGGCUAAGCGAUGGAGCGUAUCUUGGCAAGGGCAGUGAGACAUGUUUCCGUGACAUCGUGCUGUACAGGAUUCGUGCACUGAGGUUUAACGGCCCCCUCUUGUCAGUAUCGUUUCUCCUGAUCUGGUUCGCAUGGACAUAUCCAGGAUUGCAAUUUGUGGUGUGCCUGUGCCUGUACGAUGGCUUUCUGACUGUGAUGGAUCUGCAGCAUUCUGCUCUUCUCGCUGACCUUGCUCUAUCUCUGUCGGCAAGAGCACGGCUGAACUUCUACAGCUCGGCAUGUAGCGCUAUCGGGGCUACCUCCGUCUUUCUCUCAUACGCCUUCUGGAACAGAGAGAGGUUCAUGUCCUUUCAGGUGUAUUGCACCAUGCUCACGUUGUUUUCUAUAGUCGGUUAUCUUGUUAGCACGACAGUUCUAAUGCGUCAUUACCGGUCGCAGCAGCUGCAUCUUGGUAGAGACCAGCAUAAAUCACAGGUAGUAAACAGUGAGGAUUGUGAUAGAAAAAGCAGCGCCCGGUUUCAUCAAUUGAAAACCUAUGCGCGGCAGGUAGCAUCACAUAAGAACUUUUUAGUGUUUGCUGUGAUGAACCUCAUUCAGGUAUUUCACUGCCACUUCAACAGCAACUUCUUUCCGUUGUUCUUGGAGAUUUUGCUAGGAAAUGCCGUGUCUCCGCUCACAGCUUCUUUAUUGCUAGGCCUGUCCUUCGUGGCGCCACAUAUCAACAACCUUUACUUCUUGUCAUUAUGUAAAGUGUAUGGUGCAUACAGAGUGGUUCAUUUUCUCUUCCUGGUGAAGCUGAUGCUAAGUCUGGUAAUCUACCUAGUUGGAAGAAGUCAUAUUUGGCUGCUAUGCCUAUUUAUAGCAAGCAAUCGCAUCUUCACGGAGGGAACAUGCAAUUUGCUCAACUUGGUCAUCACGGACCUAGUCGAUGAAGAUAUGGUGAUACACAAGCGCCAGCAACCUGUUUCUGCCCUGGUGUUUGGUACCUCAGCACUACUAUCCAAGCCAGGGCAGACACUCGCUCCACUCAUUGGGACGUGGCUGCUUGUCUUGCAGACAGGCCACGAUGUGUUUCGUUCAGCGAGCGAAACUCCGUUUGUCACGAAAGACCUGCAAUCUAUGGAUGCCGCGUCACGCAGCCAGUACCAGGACGGAUGCUUCACACUUCUAGUCUAUGUUCCGAUGGGAUGCGCCGUACUACAACUGCUUUUCUGGUCGAGGUUCACUCUGCACGGGCAUCGCCUGAGCCUUGUCAAAUACCUGAGAUCUGACGGGUUUCAUGGAAGCGAUGUGUGAUGAUGUUCCCCUCACGCUGCGGGGAAUUAACCGAAUUAACGUCAAUGCAUUUUGCGUGACGUUUCGGAUACCUUUGUUUUUUUAGAUACAUUAUUUUCUUGUUAUGUAAUUUCAGUGUGUAAACUGUAAGGAUGGACCAUACAUGAUUCAGUAUUAUCUCUGGGCAAACUCUGCGGUUAUGGAAUAUAUACAUAUUAAUAUGGGAAAAAUUGUAAGAAUUGUUUGAUUGAAUGGAAUAUGAGUA